AUGCUCAUACUUCUCAUCGGACCACCCUGCGCAGGCAAGCAGACCGUACAGGACUAUCUCGUCCAGCGACACCAAUUUGCGCCCGUGAGACUCGCAAAAGCAUCGCCCGGCAGCGUGUCAGGAGCUAGCACGAGCAAGACGCUCCACUUUGACGAUCCUCUCGCUUUUCUCGACUAUGCCACGCGCAGAUGGCAGCAACACUUUGUCUGCACAGACUUGCCCCUGAACAGAGAGACGGUAGAUGCCUUUCUCAAACGGCCUUGGGUGCUCCUCAUCGCCCUCGAGGCACCGCUCAUGACACGUUGGCAUCGUCAGCAAGCCAGACAAGACGGCAAUGCAACCUUGGAAGAGUUCAUCCAGCUCAAUGACGCGCUCCUCUACGCGACAUUGUCGUCGCCUGUGAAUUCUACAGAGCCGCAAGAUGCUACUGCAACCUCAGGCCGCAUGGAAGAGAAGCGGCGUGAGCGACACAGACAGGCCUCUGCCUCGUCCGUGUCAGGCGCGUCAACAAUUCAUCUGCCUUACUCUCACGCCAAUCUCGUCCUGCCGCCCCCUGUAUUGCAAAGUGCACGAUCAGAGGGCAUGCUCGCUCCGCCAAAAGAUGCGCUCGCGAAAAGUGCACUCGCUCCUCUGCUGCGAAUAGCGCACCUCACACUGCAAACGCAUUGGCCCACACUCGACGAGCUAUAUCGCUACCUCGACUCGAUGGAUCUCCUCGACGGCGAAAGGCUGCGGCCAGGCUGGGACACGUAUUUCAUGACUCUGGCAGGUCUGGCCUCGCUCAGGUCAAAUUGCAUGAAGCGACGCGUAGGAUGUGUUCUCGUUUCUUCGUUUCGCGUCGUUUCGACGGGCUACAACGGCACGCCAAGAGGAAUGCGAAAUUGCAACGAAGGUGGCUGCGCGCGUUGCAACGGCCUGCUGCAGACGUCUGCUCGUGGGCAACCGAACGGACGUGACACACACAUAGACGACACGGACAUGAGCUAUCAGUCUAUUGCCUGCGGCAUGGCACUGGACGAAUGCCUAUGUCUGCACGCCGAGGAGAACGCGCUUCUCGAAGCCGGACGCGACAGAGCAGGUGCAGGAACGGGCGGCGUCCUCUACUGCAAUACGUGCCCGUGCUUGAGGUGCUCUGUCAAGAUCGUGCAGUGUGGCAUCAGAGAAGUGGUCUAUUCGCUCAGCUACUCCGUCGACGGCAAGUCUGCUGCUAUCUUCAGGGAGGCCGGCGUGCGCGCCGUGCAUCAUGCGAGCCUGAGCCCGAGCCUGAGCCUGAGCCUGCAUCCGUACAAUUCGAUCGAACAUGAUGCCAACAACUCGCAUUGCGCUAUGCGCGUCUUUGACGGCAACGCUCUCACAUCGCUUCUCGGUACAUCCACAGGCAUCCAGGGCCAAAUCAAGAACGUCGGGCCGUUCACUCUAUCUGUUCUGACAAACCUGACGCAUGGCCUCUUUACAAUGAACGCAUCGCAACCGCUUGGCAAAGUGGGCUGGAUGGGCAUUGGCUUUGGCACGACGAUGAGCAACAGCGACAUGAUCAUCGUCUGGCCGAAUGAAGACGACACGUGGACACUAUCCCAUCGGACAGCAGAUGGCCACAACACGCCGACCGCGAGCAGUAGUGCUGAUGCCCAGCCAGCUCAGCUUGUCCCAGUCUCGUCACUUAUCACGAAUUCAUCCUCUGGCAGCUUCGCAAGCUAUACCUUCAUCCGCGCUCUCGACUUGACCGCGACCAGCUACAGCACCACACGCACACAGCAUAAUACGCUAGCAAGAGCGACAGGACAAGAUUUGAUCUAUGCCUAUAGCUCUAGCAAUCCAGGAACGAGCGACACGCUCACGCCAGAUCUUCAGCAGCACGACCACGGCGCGUACGGAUCAACUCAAAUCGAUCUGAGUCGAGCAGUCGUCUUUGCAGCAGAUGGCACAACCACUGCAACAGACACGAGCGGUAGCGAAGGCGAUUCGGCACCCUACACGCGAUACGACUACCUGAUCAUCAUCCAUGCGCUUUGUGGAGGUCUAGCCUGGCUCAUCAUCUCGCCAACUGCCGUCUUGGUGGCACGCACACUGAGACAUCUUCAAGGAUUGUGGUUCAAGCUUCACAUGCUCUUCCAAGUCAUCUUGACCCUCCUUUUGACCAUUGUCGCCAUCGCGCUCGGUGCUGCCGCCAUCUCAUCAGAAGGCUCUGAUCAUUUCGACAGCUUUCACACGAGGCUCGGCUUGAUCAUCGGCGUAUUGCUACUCCUCCAGCUUGCUCUGGGUUGGUACACGCAUGCCAACUUUGAUCCCUUGCGCACGCACCGACCCGCGCAGAAUAUCACGCACAUCUUUCUAGGCAUCAUUCUGACCAUAGCAGGCUUUGUCCAGAUCAAGACUGGCUUCGAGAUCUACGACAGAUCAACGCCGGGCUAUAUCUACGCGAUCUACUAUCUCGUCGUUGCCGGAUUUGCAGCAGUCUAUCUGAUCUCCGCUGGAAGAUUGGUACAGCAAAGGCGCGAUAGCGGAUACCGAUUCAGCAGGGCAGCAUUCGGACUUGGCAGGCCAUCGCGCGUCGGCGGCCUGUCCGACGACUACGACACGAAGCUCGUCAGUAUUGGCAAGCCACGCUUGGAUCCCUACGGCCACCUGAAUGGGUCAAGCCAAUGGGGAUCAACGGACACGAUCACGCACGACUCGUUCAGCCAUCUCGGACAGUACACAGGCAGUACACGCAGGACAUUUCAAUGA
This is a messenger RNA of Mixia osmundae IAM 14324, 2727 nucleotides long. RefSeq lists its product as uncharacterized. The record is from RefSeq and is a predicted model, not a curated record. Bases 1 to 2727 code for a protein of 908 amino acids. NCBI's taxonomy places the organism in Eukaryota, Fungi, Basidiomycota, Mixiomycetes, Mixiales, Mixiaceae. The transcript has 10 exons. Gene Ontology annotation, molecular function: hydrolase activity; zinc ion binding.